GCUGCCUGUUUACGGCAUCUGCAUCUCUGGGAGUGGUGAAGAAGAAGAGGAGGAGGAGGAGGAGGAGGAGAAGUUGCCAGCAUGGCGUUCACUCUGUACACUCUCAUCCAGACCGCUAUCCUGUGCACUAAUGCAGUGGCUGUGUUACACGAGGAGAGGUUCCUCAGUAAGAUCGGCUGGGGUGUUGACCAGGGAGUUGGAGGUUUUGGGGAUGAUCCAGGAGUCAAAGCCCAAGUCCUCAAUCUCAUCCGCUCAGUCCGGACUGUCAUGAGAGUGCCUUUGAUAAUAGUGAACUCUGCCUGCAUUGUUCUGUUGUUACUGUUUGGUUGACAUCGAAGGCCAAAAUAAAGCCGGAGCAGCACCAGACAUUUGCAGAGGAACAGCCACAAAUGCACACACACACAGAAAUAUCUGUCAUUCAGAGACUUCAGCCUUUGCCGAUCAUCAAGCAAAGGGGAAAAACCUCCCACGUGGCUGACAUGGAAAUAGAAAACGUAAAAAAUCAACCUGCAGAUGUUCAAGAACUGACCCGUCACCCGGUUGGAAAUAAGGCGUGUGUGGAUUUCCUAAGCUGCUCGUCAGUGUAACACCAAAAGGACAAAAUAAAAAUAAUUCUUGAAGCCUAACCGCACACUAGAAGAUGAUUAUCAUGUCAUCCUAGAGUGUCUGUCCUCACCUUCAUCGUCAUAUGUUCAUAUGACACAUUGAGUGUGUCACAUCUUUUAUCAUGUAACAAAUGAGAAACUUGUUAAAGACGUGUUGACAUCAGUACAGCUGGACAAUUUGGAAAUAUUCAUUAUGUGUCAUUACAUGUCUAUCCAGGGCUAUGGUGUGUUUUUUUAAAAAUUAUUACACAAAGUGUUUUUAUGGCUUCUAAUUUGUAAUUAAGAUUUUAAAUGUAAAAGAUUUACAAUAUUGCUACCACUGUGUAGGGAAAUAAAAGUUACUCAAACUAUGUGAACAAACUGUCAAAUUAUGAAAAUGUUCCAUUUUUCUUCUCAUAACAAUGUGGUGUGAUGUGAUGGGCAGAACUUUAAUCCUGGUUAGUUGAACAUUAUUUUAUGCACGAGA
Molecule: messenger RNA, 1071 nt
Organism: Larimichthys crocea (large yellow croaker)
Lineage: Eukaryota; Metazoa; Chordata; Actinopteri; Sciaenidae
Gene: ier3ip1
Product: immediate early response 3 interacting protein 1
Exons: 3
Coding region: 82-330 (82 amino acids)
Biological process (GO): endoplasmic reticulum to Golgi vesicle-mediated transport
Cellular component (GO): COPII-coated ER to Golgi transport vesicle; Golgi membrane; endoplasmic reticulum membrane
Source: RefSeq, a predicted model, not a curated record